Molecule: messenger RNA, 909 nt
Organism: Fonsecaea erecta
Lineage: Eukaryota; Fungi; Ascomycota; Eurotiomycetes; Chaetothyriales; Herpotrichiellaceae
Exons: 4
Coding region: 1-909 (302 amino acids)
Biological process (GO): lipid catabolic process
Source: RefSeq, a predicted model, not a curated record
AUGUCUUCCACUUCCAUUUAUGUAUCGUUCCUUCUAUUUCUAACCCUUGUCAACGCCGCACCGUUUGCGCUUCAGAAGAGAGCGAUUUCUCAGGACUUAUUUAACCAGCUGUCAUUCUUCGAACAAUACUCGGCAGCUGCGUACUGUACGAACAAUAACGUAGCCGCUUCCAACUCAAACAUUACAUGCGCGGCCGAGAACUGCCCUCUUGUUCAGACCGCAGGGGCAGAGUCACUGCUUGAAUUUCAAAAUGAAGGGCCAGAGGACUCAACGGGGUUUGUUGCCGUCGACCACACGAACCAAUUGAUUGUAAUGUCCUUCCGAGGCACUACAUCGUUCGGAAACAUCCUCGCAGACAUCAAUCUGGUGAUGACUCCCUGGAGCGUGUGCGAUUCGUGUACCGCACAUUCUGGCUUCCUUGACUCCUGGCAGACUGUCAAGCCGCAGAUUCAGGGAGUUCUCAGCAGCGCCAAAGCUAGCUAUCCCUCGUACAAGAUUAUUGCCACGGGCCAUAGUCUUGGUGGUGCAGUAGCGACUCUGGCUGCCGCUGAUCUGAGAGGGUCAGGCUACAACAUUGCUUUGUAUACAUACGGCUCUCCGAUGGUUGGGAAUUAUGUUCUGGCGACAUUUAUUACGAACCAGUCGGGUGGCAACUACCGCGUGACCCACGCCCAGGACAUUGUCCCCAAGCUGCCGGGCUACCCAAUAUUCGCCCAUGUCUCGCCCGAAUACUGGAUCACGUCGCCCACCAAUGUUGCGGUGACGGUCAAUGACAUCCAGGAGAGCACCGGCGUGAUUGAUUUACAGGGCAACCAGGGACAGCUGGAGAGCAGCAUUGUGGAUCACGGUUGGUAUUUCAAUAGUAUUGCAGCGUGUUCGCCAGGGCUGGGGUCAGAGUUGGUCAAAUAA